This is a messenger RNA of Durusdinium trenchii, 2025 nucleotides long. Lineage: Eukaryota; Dinophyceae; Suessiales; Symbiodiniaceae. The record is from the annotation of a GenBank genome assembly.
AUGUCCUUUGACUCCGUCCUUGAAUUGUCGGAAUCGGAUGCAGAGUUGGAGGCGACAGCUCAUCAGGAUCCACGGCCUCUGGUCUGUUUUGAUUCCGUAGACGCGUUGACGGAUGACGAGGUCGCAAACCAGGCCGGGUCGUCCGCGCCGGAACCGCCAGAGCCUAGAAGAGCGAGGAAGAAAAGGAGGAGGGGCGAAUCAGCAAAUAGCAGCAAAAAUAGACUUUGUGAGCGGUCCAGUCUGACGGAACUUAUACAAAAAAGAUGUAAGUCAUGCAAGCGCCAGUGCUUGGCAAAGUUCUCAGGCGCUGCCAAGUUUCAGGAACUGUUGGAAUUCCGCCAAGACUGGGCCAACCUCCACAAGACAGACCAGGACACUUUACUCUUUGAACGAGUGAAAGCCAUCCUUCACGCACCUGAACACGAAGGGGCUUCAACUCAGUGGGAAAUUCUUGGUGCGCCGGUUUGUUUGAAAGCUUGGAAACGUCUUCACGGUGUGGGCACUCCACGUUUCAAUAAGAUCAGAGCUGCGGUACAACAAGGAAAGCCAGCUCCACCUGUGGACCUGCGCUACUUGGGGGUUGAUGCCAAAGCUUGUGAGGCGUCCAACGAGGUACGAUCAAAAGUGAUCACCUUUUUGGAGGGUGUGUUCAAUAGCCAAGCAGAGACACUGCCGGAUGUCCGAGACGAUGCUGCAGAUGAACCUGCCGAUGUUUUGGUGAAAGAUUUUGCUACCAAAAAACAUUUGGUUGCAGAUCCGUACAUGGAUGCACUUGUUGAAUCAGCCCAACGUACUGCAGCCACUCCCAAGCUUCGAAAGCUCCGGAAGCAUUGCCGUUCUGUGAAGAUCAAUCCUGAGAGACUUGGGCUUGAAGAGCGAUUUUUGCCCCCGGGGACGAUGCGGGACCUGUGGGAACAAAUGGUUGCGUCUGAGAAUGACAACAAGGCAAGCUUCGCGCAAUUUUGGCGCAUAUGGAAAGCAGAAUACCCGCACAUGAAGUUUCGUGCUACGAGUUCGCACGCGAUGCGCAGUGUUUGUCUUCGUCACAAACUUUUGAUCAAGGAAAUGGGACAUCACUUGAGAGCAAGGACUGCCCAACGGGAUUUGUACAACAUACACCUGCGAAAGCAAUACCAAGAUGGGUGCGUGUAUUGGCGCAUGCGGGCUGCGUCGCGGCUUGGCUCCCCAGACAUCGUUCUCAUUGUAGACUCCAUGGACCAAGCAAAAUUUAUGUAUCCCCGUGGGGACGUUUUCAGGAGCAAGGAGCUGAGCGCAUUUCAGCGCCCUCGCGCGCACAUUACCGGUGUCAUCGCGCACGGGUACUUCACAUUGUUUAGCGUUUCGGCGCAAGACCUUCCGAAAGAUUCUUCAACAAUGAUCGAGCUGGUGGGUCAUUGCUUGACGCUUCUUCGGAACCAGGGAGUUGACCUUCGGUGUGCUGCCGUCACGGUUCAAUGCGACAACACGCCGCGAGAGAUGAAAAACAACCCGUUUGUCAAGUUCCUUGCGUAUUGUGUCUCAACUGGCAUCCUGAUGCGUGCAACGCUGUCCAGUCUUCGGACUGGACAUAGCCACGAAGACAUCGAUCAAUUGUUCGGUCAGCUCGCCAAAUACCUUGUGUCUCGAUGCCGGUUUGCGGGCUCAAUUUCGGACUUUGUCAGCGUCAUCUCCAACUUCAUGGACACUGCAAUGAAGCGUCCCCACGAGCGUGGGCGGUACUGCGUACAGCUGGACCAAACACGGAAUUGGACCAAGCUGUGGAUGGCAGACCCGGAUUUUCAAAGCUGCGACUUGUACUUGCCAUGGGAGGUGGCCAACGUAAGGCUUCCCCUGGGAGUGCCAGCAGGAGUGGCAGAGCGGAAUCCCCUUGGCGAGAAGUACAAAGAACAUGUGUUGAGCUUCCUUCCUUUGUUGCGGCAAUACAACCUGUUCAGCGCUGCCACACAUUUGGAGAAGUGGGUGCUCGAUACCCUACCACGAAACGCUUUGUUGGAUCUUUCAGCGACCCUUGGCGACAUGUUUUAA